CGCAUCAUGUUAUUAUGGUAUCCCUCCGCCGCAGUCGCACUAGGAAAGAACCCGAGCAAAACAGUAGGCUAACUAGCGUUUGUUGUCGACGAAUUGUUACUUGAGGAAUCCCGGUCGGAUAUCUCAGAUAUACCUACCGACAGCCUGUCAUUCGUUUGACAAUGAAGUUUCAAUACAAAGAGGAGCACCCAUUUGAGAAGAGACGGUCUGAGGGCGAGAAAAUAAGGAAGAAGUAUCCGGACAGGGUGCCCGUAAUUGUGGAAAAAGCCCCCAAAGCAAGGAUAGGAGAUCUGGACAAGAAGAAAUACCUUGUGCCCUCCGACCUCACAGUGGGCCAGUUCUACUUCCUCAUCCGAAAACGAAUCCACCUGCGGGCCGAGGACGCCCUAUUCUUCUUUGUAAACAACGUCAUUCCUCCCACCUCAGCCACCAUGGGCCUGCUAUACCAGGAGCAUCAUGAAGAGGACUUUUUCCUCUACAUUGCCUACAGUGAUGAGAGUGUCUAUGGAGACAGCCAAACGGAAGUCUGAACCCCUCCCCCAAACCUCCCCCUAUCUCCAUUGAAAUGUUAUAUCCAGCUCAUCAGCCUAGUUCCCCGAGCGAAGACGUCAGAUGCACUUUCACUCCCCCUCCUUCCCUCAUCCCUCCAUUUUUACCUCUUUAAUACUCUUCGCACAGUCUGAAUUUUAUUUGCCUCCGGGUCUCCGAGAUGGGGAUUUCGGUUGAAUGGUCCCGUGGCCAGUUUUCGUAGUGCUUUGAUCAUGCUGAAACGGAUAGAGGAGAGAUGCCAUUUUGAAAUUAGUGUUAGAAUUAGACCAUAUUAACAGUAAUUAUAAAGCUACGUGGAAAAUAAAACAUGUAACCUUUGGAUCUAGCGUGAUAGGUUAAAUUCUGAUCCAUUUGGCAAUGAUAAAAUGUCAUGUUUUACUAAUGUAGUAGCGCUGGUAAGAUAUUCUGAGGACGUAGUGUAUUUGACGUCUGACGAGUAGAAUAGAAUUCCGACUGAACAGUCAUCUUCCCUCUGUCUCCGCUUUCAGUGGUAAAAAAUAUAAUAUUAUUUGGAUUUGAUUACUAUUAUGAUUGUUGUUAUUAUUGUACUUAUUGUAAUUUUGAUGCUUCAUUUCUUUAAAGUAUUGUAAAGCUCAGUGCAAUUUUACUUUUUAAAAGUUUUGUUCUACUUUAAAAAAAAGUUUGAACUCGGUAUAUAGCGGUGUUACUGGCACUCUCCACUUAUGAUCAUACAUGAUAAAAUGUGAUAAAAAGCCAA
Messenger RNA from Coregonus clupeaformis (lake whitefish), 1267 nucleotides. Its product is annotated as gamma-aminobutyric acid receptor-associated protein. The record is from RefSeq and is a predicted model, not a curated record. Bases 162 to 530 code for a protein of 122 amino acids. Gene Ontology annotation, biological process: autophagosome assembly; macroautophagy; cellular response to nitrogen starvation. Gene Ontology annotation, cellular component: autophagosome; autophagosome membrane; cytosol. NCBI's taxonomy places the organism in Eukaryota, Metazoa, Chordata, Actinopteri, Salmoniformes, Salmonidae. Gene Ontology annotation, molecular function: ubiquitin protein ligase binding; GABA receptor binding. The transcript has 4 exons.